AAAUACCAUCUUAAUGUGGUGAUAUUAAUGCAGUGUAUUUGUACCACUUAGGAUAAGUAAUAUUAAAAUAAAUUGCAAUUUGAUAAAAUUCAUUUUGAUAACAAACACUUUGUAAUUGUAUUAUAAGGGAGAUGUUAAAUGAGGUGACCAACCUAUUUACUUUGAUUAUAAGAACGACCACCUAGCGCAAAUACGAAUAACACAGGACAAAUAAAAACAGCGGCAAAAGUAACAACAUUGGUAAAACAACGAUAAUAUAACGCGAUUUAAAAGUUCUUUAUAAGUAUAUGAAUAUCCUAGGCAUCAUAUCACGAAAGAAGGCAUAUAAAAGUAUCGAUGUUUAAAUGUAAACUUGAAACAUAUUCAAUCAAAUAUAAAAUUCAUUCAUUGAUUUUAUUAUUUAUUAAACGUAUAACGUCAAAUAAUGAACUUUUAUUCAUGAAUAAUUUUCAUGUAAUGAAAGUUUUGAUAUGAUUAUUCAAUAUAACGUGCCAUAUUUUGGAAAUGGAAUACAAGGAAAUUAUUAUUAUAUCAAGAGAGAUUCGAUUAGAUAAAGAAAAGAAUCAUUGCUAUUUUGGCUAUCAUUUUCUCAACAAAUGGCCAUGGCUGAGAAUUUGGAAAAUGAAAAAUAUCCUUUACACAAAUGCAUAUUUCAAGGGGACAUUAAAGCUUUAAGUUCUUUAAUCAGAAUUUAUAAUAUCGCUGAAAAAGAUACACAAGGAAAUACUCCAUUACAUUUAGCUGUCAUGUUAGGAAGAAAAGAAUCAAUUCAAUUAUUACUUGCACACGGUGCACCUGUAAAAGUAAAAAACUUAGCUGGGUGGAGUCCACUUGCAGAGGCAAUCAGUUAUGGAGAUAGACAAACCAUAUCAUCACUUGUGAGAAAAUUAAAUCAACAAGCUAGAGAGCAAAUGGAAGAAAGAAGGCCAAAUUUACUUGCAACAUUACGCCAAAUGGGAGACUUCUACAUGGAAUUAAAAUGGGAUUUUCAAAGUUGGGUGCCACUUGUUUCUCGUGUACUUCCUUCUGAUGUUUGUAAAAUACAUAAAAGGGGAGCAUCUAUCAGAAUGGACACUACUUUAGUAGAUUUCAAUGAUAUGAGAUGGGAAAGAGGUGACAUAUCAUUUAUUUUUAAUGGUGAUAAAAAGCCAAGCAAAUCAUUGGCAGUACUUGAUAAUCUGGCUAAACGUUAUCAAACAGUGAGAUAUGAGGAAACAGAAUUGGAAAUACAAGAUGAAGUUGAUAUUCUUAUGUCAAGUGAUAUCAUGGCAGCACAAAUGUCAACAAAAGGUAUUACACUUUCAAAAGCUCAGACAGGCUGGAUAUUUCGUGAAGAUAAAAGGGAGAUGGUAGGGCCUUUCCACGCGGAAUGUUACCAAAUCGACGGAAUGGUUUUGGAAAGUAAGAAACGACGAGAACAUUUAAGCGAGGAAGACUUACAAAAAAAUAAGGCUAUUAUGGAAUCAUUAACAAAGGGAAGUUCACAAGGAUUUGCUAAUGAGAAGCCUCAAGUUAGAAGAGCUUCUUUAAAUCCACCACCAGAAUCAAAUAUUACUUGGGAAGAAUAUAUUAUGGCUCCACCCGGUCAAUCUCCACUUCUUGGAAGAAAUCUUGUUUACAAGGAAAGCAGUAAAUCAUUUAAAGCAACAGUUGCUAUGAGUCCAGAUUUUCCACUGACUGUCGAUAUGUUACUCAAUGUUUUGGAAGUAAUAGCGCCAUUCAAACAUUUUAGUAAAUUGCGAGAAUUUGUUCUAAUGAAAUUACCACCUGGUUUCCCUGUAAAAAUUGAUAUACCUAUUUUACCUACGGUGACAGCAAAAAUCACUUUUCAAGAAUUUGCCUUUCGGAAUGAUAUAGAUCCCAAGUUAUUUAAGAUACCACCAGAUUACCUUGAAGAUCCUAUGAGAUUUCCAGAUUUAUGACAGCUUCGCGCAUUGGAGAUAACUCAAGUCAAUUAUCAUAUUGAAGAUGAAGCCUUUUUUUCUCCAAAAAACUAUUUGAAGAGAAUUAUUUGGCUUUCAAACAAAAAUUUUAUCAAACAUAUUGCUGCCAGAAUGGCCUCCUAAAAAGUUACAAAGUACUUUUUACAAAGAAAUUGUUCUUUUGAAUAUGAAAUAUAGCAAAUAGCAAGUAUUUUUGUUGAUAAAACUACAUAAUAAGUUUGAGGGUUGGUAUACUUUAUUUACAAAAUUGUAUACUAAAUUUAAUAUAUGAAAACAACUUAAUAAACUUAUGCACAUUAAAACUAAGAGAUACAUUGUACACUAUAAAGUGCAUAAAAAAUAACUCUUAUCCAUCUUGCUUUUUCUCAGCUCCAAUUUUGAAUUUUUCUUUUCCACGUUUAGUAAUUAAUACUUAAAAGAAUAUUUUGCAGUUUGUAGUAUUUAUUUAAAGAAGCAAUUUUUAUCUUUCUGUCAGAGAGAGUAUUAUUAAUUAGUAAAAACUAUUGAAGAGGAGUAUUAUAAAUAAAUAUUUUCUACAUAUAAAGGCCAAAUGGUGCAUCCGAUUUUACUGCAUUAUAUUGACUUUAUCAUUUCCAUAGUCUUUGAAAAAUAGCAAAGCAGUUUAUUAAGAUUACUUUAAAUGCGACAUCCUGCACAUACCUAACGUUUUGCUAGUAAUCUAGCAUUGUAAUACAUACUAUAUGAUUCAUGUAUGUGUGUGUUUAGUUCAAAAAUUUUUAAAUAAAGAUUGUAGCAAAUCAUAA
Bombus terrestris (buff-tailed bumblebee) is the source of this 2707-nucleotide messenger RNA. Its product is annotated as ankyrin repeat domain-containing protein 13C. The transcript has 9 exons. Gene Ontology annotation, cellular component: cytoplasm. NCBI's taxonomy places the organism in Eukaryota, Metazoa, Arthropoda, Insecta, Hymenoptera, Apidae. Gene Ontology annotation, molecular function: protein binding. The record is from RefSeq and is a predicted model, not a curated record. Bases 597 to 1922 code for a protein of 441 amino acids.